Messenger RNA from Rotaria sp. Silwood1, 1317 nucleotides. NCBI's taxonomy places the organism in Eukaryota, Metazoa, Rotifera, Eurotatoria, Philodinida, Philodinidae. The record is from the annotation of a GenBank genome assembly.
AUGUCUACAGCUCCAACAAAAAAACAACCAUUUAAAGUUGCUGAUUUAAGUUUAGCUGAUUGGGGUCGUAAAGAAAUAAUUCUAGCUGAAUAUGAAAUGCCCGGUUUAAUGCAAUUACGACGAACUUAUGGUCCAACACAACCAUUAAAAGGUGCACGUAUUGCUGGUUGUCUUCAUAUGACUGUUCAAACAGCUGUACUUAUUGAAACAUUAAUUGCAUUAGGAGCUGAAGUUCAAUGGAGUAGUUGUAAUAUUUUUUCAACACAGGAUCAUGCAGCAGCUGCUAUUGCUAAAGUUGGUAUACCUGUUUAUGCAUGGAAAGGUGAAACGGAUGAAGAAUAUAUUUGGUGUAUCGAACAAACAUUAUUUUUUGGUGCUGAUAAUAAACCAUUAAAUAUGAUUUUAGAUGAUGGCGGCGAUUUAACUGGUAUUGUUCAUGAUAAAUAUCCUGAAUUAGCAUCGGGUAUUUUUGGCAUUAGUGAAGAAACAACAACAGGUGUACAUGCACUUUAUAAAAUGCUUAAACAAGAAAAACUUAAAAUACCAGCUAUUAAUGUUAAUGAUUCAGUAACAAAAUCAAAAUUUGAUAAUUUAUAUGGUUGUCGUGAAUCCCUUAUUGAUGGUAUUAAACGUGCAACUGAUAUUAUGAUUGCUGGUAAAGUUGCUGUUGUUGCUGGUUAUGGUGAUGUUGGUAAAGGUAGUGCAAGAGCAUUAAGAAAUUUUGGUGCUCGUGUUAUUGUUACUGAAAUUGAUCCAAUUAAUGCUUUACAAGCAGCUAUGGAAGGCUAUGAAGUAACUACAAUGGAAGAAGCAUGUAAAAUUGGUCGUAUAUUUGUAACAACUACUGGAUGUCGAGAUAUAAUAUUAUCGCGACAUAUGUUGGAAAUGCCUGAUAAUGCUAUUGUUUGUAAUAUUGGUCAUUUUGAUGUUGAAAUUGAUGUUGCUUGGCUUGUUAAAAAUGCAGUCUCAAAAGAAGUUAUUAAACCACAAGUUGAUCGAUUUAAAUUAUCAAAUGGACGUUCAAUUAUUUUACUUGCUGAAGGUCGACUUGUUAAUCUUGGUUGUGCUCAUGGACAUCCAAGUUUUGUUAUGAGUAAUUCAUUUACAAAUCAAGUUCUUGCUCAAAUUGAAUUAUAUACCAAACAUGGUCAAUAUCCAGUUGGUGUUUAUAUAUUACCUAAGAAGCUUGAUGAAGAAGUUGCUGCUGCUCAUCUUGAUCAUUUAGGUGUUCGUUUGAGUAAAAUGACAAAUGAACAAGCUAAAUAUCUAGAUUUAAAUGUUGAUGGUCCAUUCAAACCCGAACAUUAUCGAUACUAA